This is a messenger RNA of Suricata suricatta (meerkat), 3882 nucleotides long. It is a transcript of the gene MAMDC4, whose product is annotated as MAM domain containing 4. The record is from RefSeq and is a predicted model, not a curated record. Gene Ontology annotation, molecular function: protein binding. Bases 1 to 3798 code for a protein of 1265 amino acids. Gene Ontology annotation, cellular component: membrane. NCBI's taxonomy places the organism in Eukaryota, Metazoa, Chordata, Mammalia, Carnivora, Herpestidae. The transcript is spliced from 29 exons.
AUGCAUCUGCCCGGCCACCUCCUGCCUGCCCUGGUCCUGCUCCUGGGUGUACUCUGCCCGGCCCUGACCAGGAGCCCCCGCUGCCAGGACCCAGCCCCCUCCCUCCCUGACCUCUUGGCCUGGGCCCCAGAGCAGGUGAACAGCGUCCCAGGCUGCCUGGGGUUUCGGGGGGGGGAUCGCCCUGCCCCAGGCCACCAGGCUGUCCCUCUCCUAGCAGCAGGGUCCCCGGGCCAGGCCUGGGUCCCCAACCACUGCAGGGCCCCCAGCGAGGCUGCAUGCAACUUUGUGUGCGACUGCCCAGACUGCUCCGACGAGGCCCAGUGCGGUUACCACGGGCUCUCACCCGCCCCGGGCACCCCCUUCGCCUGUGACUUGGAGCGAGACUCCUGCGGCUGGCGGGACAUCAGCACCUCGGGCUACAGGUGGCUCCGAGACCGGGCAGGAGCCACACUGGAGCCUCUGGGGCCGCGCUCAGACCACACUCUCGGCACAGACCUCGGCUGGUACAUGGCUGUUGGCACCCACCGCGGGAAAGAGACAUCCACGGCAGCCCUGCGCUCCCCCGUCCUGCGUGACGCCGCCCCGACCUGCGAGCUGAGGCUCUGGUACCACACAGCCUCUGGAGAUGUGGCUGAGCUGCGGCUGGAGCUGACCCACCGGGCCGAGACGCUGACCCUGUGGGAGAGCUCCGGGCCCUGGGGCCCAGGCUGGCAGGAGCUGGCGGUGGCCACUGGCCGUAUCCGGGGCGACUUCUGGGUGACCUUCUCUGCCACCCGAAACGCCACUCACAGGGGCACUGUGGCCUUGGAUGACGUGGUCUUCCGGGGCUGUGGGCUGCCCACCCCCCAGGCACGCUGCCCCCUGGGGUACCACCACUGCGGGAACACAGCCUGCGUGGAGCCCCAGCAGCUGUGUGAUGGAGAGGACAACUGUGGGGACGGCUCCGAUGAGGACAUGCCCACCUGCGGCCGCCACACAGUCACUGACUUUGAGACGGGCCUGGGCCCAUGGAACCACCUGGAUGGCUGGGCCCGGAAUCACAGUGCCGGCCCCAGGCCCCCAGCCUGGCCGAGCCGGGACCACAGCCACAACAGCGCCAAGGGCACCUUCCUGGUCUCCACAGCUGAGCCCAGCACCCCCGCUGUCCUCUCCAGCCCCGAGUUCCAAGCCUCAGGCACCCACAACUGCUCGCUGAUCUUCUAUUACCACCUGCAUGGGUCCGAGGACGGCUGCCUCCAGCUGUUCCUGCAGAUUCAGAGCCCAGGCGCCCCCCAGGGCCCUGUCCUGCUGCGCAGGCGCCAUGGGGAGCUGGGGGCCGCCUGGGUCCGAGACCGGGUCGACAUCCAGAGCGAGCACCCCUUCCGGAUCCUGCUCACAGGACACACGGGCCCAGGCGGUGUGGUGAGCCUGGAUGACCUCAUCCUGUCGGACCGCUGCAAGCCAGUCCCAGAGGUGUCUAGAUCGCCUCCUGGGCUCCCGGCCACAGCACCCUGGCACCAGCCGUCCAGCCUGCAGCCCCGGGACUUCUGCGAGCCAGGCCAUCUUUCUUGCGGGGACCUGUGCAUCCCCCCAGAGCAGCUCUGUGACUUCCAGCAACAGUGCGAGGGGGGCGAGGAUGAGCAGGAAUGCGGUACCACGGACUUCGAGACCCCCACAGCAGGGGGCUGGGAGGAUGCCAGCGUGGGGCGGCUGCAGUGGGGGCGUCUCCUGGCCCCAGAUGCCCACAGGGCCGCUGCUGGGCACUUCCUGUCCUUGCAGAGGGCCUGGGGACAGCUGGCCUCAGAGGCCCGGGUUCUCACACCUCCCCUGGGCCCCUCGGGCCCCCAAUGUGAGCUUCACAUGGCUUACUAUUUUCAGAGUCACCCCCAAGGCUUCCUGGCCCUGGUCGUGGUGGAGGGCACCAACCGAGAGCUGGUGUGGCAGGCCGUGGGCAGCACCCAGGGCUGGAGGAUGGACAGAGUCCUGCUUGGCGCACGCCGCCGGCCUUUCCGGCUGGAGUUUGUUGGACUGGUGGACUUGGAUGGCCCUGGCCAGCAGGGCGCCGGAGUGGACGCUGUGGCCUUGAAGGACUGCAGCCCCACGGCAGCCACUGAGAAGGACUCAGAGGUCUCCUGUAACUUCGAGCGGGACAUGUGCGGCUGGUACACCGGCCACCUCACCGAUGCCCACUGGCGCCGGGUCCAGAGCCGUGGCCCCGGGUAUGACCACACCACGGGCGAAGGCUAUUUCUUGCUCCUGGACCCCACGGACCCCCCAGCCCGGGGCCCCGGCGCCCACCUGCUCACCCAGCCCCAGGUGCCAGCAGUCCCUCAGGAGUGCAUCUCCUUCUGGUAUCAUCUCUAUGGACCCCAGAUCGGGACCCUGCGCCUGGUGAUGAGGCGGGAAGGAGAGGCGGAGACACUCUUGUGGUCACGGACCGGCACCCACGGCAACCGCUGGCACGAGGCCUGGGCCACCCUCCACCACCAUCCGGGCUCUGGCGCCAAGUACCAACUGCUGUUCGGGGGCUUCCGGGACGGCUACCGCGGCACGAUGGGCCUGGAUGACGUGGCCGUGCGGCCCGGGCCCUGCUGGGCCCCCAGGCGGUGCUCCUUCGAGGACUCAGCCUGCGGCUUCUCCAGUGGGGGCCAAGGCCUCUGGACGCGCCAGACCAAUGCCACGGGCCACGCCGCCCGGGGCCCCCGCACUGACCACACCACGGAGACGGCUCAGGGGCACUACAUGGUGGCAGACACGAGCCCACAGGCCCUGCCCCGUGGCCACUCGGCCUCCCUGACCUCAGCGGAGCACCGGCCUCUGGCCCAGCCUGCCUGCCUGACCUUCUGGUACCACCUGAGCGUCAGAAACCCAGGCACCCUGCAGGUCCACGUGGAGGAGGCCGAAAGGCGGCAGGUGCUCAGCAUCAGCGCCCACGGAGGGUUCGCCUGGCGCCUGGGGAGUGUGGACGUGCAGGCCGAGAGGGCCUGGAGGGUGGUGUUUGAGGCGGUGGCCGCCGGCGUGGAGCACUCCUACAUCGCGCUGGAUGACCUGCUGCUCCAGGACGGGCCGUGCCCUCGGCCAGCUUCCUGUGACUUUGAGGCAGGCCUGUGUGGCUGGAGUCACCUGGCCUGGCCCGGCCUGGGAGGACACAGCUGGGACUGGAGCAGCGGGGACACCCCCUCCCGCUACCCCCAGCCCCCGGUGGACCACACUCUGGGCACAGAGACAGGUCACUUUGUGCUCUUUGAAACCAGCGUGCUGGGCCCAGGGGGCCGGGCGGCCUGGCUGCGUAGCCAGCCUCUGCCCGCCACCCAGGCCUCCUGCCUCUGCUUCUGGUACCACAUGGGCUUCCCCGAGCACUUCUACAAGGGCGAGCUGAGGGUGCUCCUGAGCAGCGCCCGGGGCCAGCUGGCCGUGUGGAGCGCGGGCGCCCGCCUGCGCCACCAGUGGCUGCUGGCCCAGGUGAGCGUGGCCAGCGCUGAGGAGUUCCAGAUCGUGUUUGAGGCCACUCUCAGCGGCCAGCCGGCCAUGGGCCCCAUCGCCCUGGACGAUGUGGAGUACCUGGACGGGCAGCACUGCCAGCCACCUGCACCCGGCCCAGGGGACACAGCGCAGGCCACCUUAGUGCCAGCCGCGGUAGGCGGUGCCCUCCUCCUCCUCGUCCUCCUCGUCCUGCUGGGACUGGCCGGCCGGCGCUGGCUGCGGAAGGGGGGCGGCCCGUGGCGGGGUGACACAGCAGCCGUGGCCCCCGGCUUCGACAACAUCGUCUUCAAUGCGGAUGGCGUCACCCUGCCAGCUUCGGUCACCGACAACCAGUAGAUGCCACGGCGCAGGGAAGAGUCUGGCUCCGCACAGGAGGGUCCCCACCCCGGGCUCCCCGCAGACACACCAAGGCGCAACCCC